Messenger RNA from Iphiclides podalirius (scarce swallowtail), 987 nucleotides. The record is from the annotation of a GenBank genome assembly. Lineage: Eukaryota; Metazoa; Arthropoda; Insecta; Lepidoptera; Papilionidae.
AUGUUGCAUAAGUUCGUGUUUUUAAUUAUUUUAGCCGCUGCCAACGGCUUAAGUAAUGAAAAAGUUUUAGCCUCGAAACUAAAACUGAACGAUGGCAGAGAAAUACCCGCACUAGCGCUAGGCACAUGGCUGGGGAAUAAUACAAAGCCCUCAGCAAACGAAGUGGAAUUAGCGGUCGGAUGGGCAGUCGACGCGGGGUAUCGCCACAUCGACACCGCCUACGCAUACAAGGUCGAGGAUCAAGUCGGCAGGGCGUUGGCGAAGAAGCUGCAAGAAGUGCCCAGGGAUGAGCUCUUUAUUACAACUAAGCUAUGGAACGACCGACACGCACGAGAUGCGGUGGUGCCUGCUCUCAAGGAGUCCUUGCAGAAAUUAGGUCUGGAUUAUAUCGACCUCUAUUUGAUUCACUGGCCCAUCGGACAGUUCGCUAAUUUGUCUUCUGACAACACGGAUUACCUUGAGACUUGGCGUGGCAUGAUGGACGCCAAACAAAAGGGGCUGGCAAAGUCUAUCGGGCUGUCCAACUUUAAUGAGCAAAUGAUUGACAGGAUCCUGGAUAAUGGGCUGGAGUUACCUGCUGUAUUACAAGUGGAGGUAAACCUAAACCUUCAGCAGCCGGAAUUGCUUAAGUACUGCAAGGAUAAAAAUAUUGUCGUAAUGGGAUAUACGCCAUUUGGGUCGCUAUUCUAUAGUAAAGCAAAGCCCAACUCCCCGCCACCGCGUAUUGACGAUCCCACACUCGUCAAUAUAGCGAAAAAAUACAAGAAAACUGUCCCUCAAAUCGCACUUCGAUAUCUGAUUGAACUUGGCGUUAUUCCCAUUCCAAAGUCGUUAACGAAAUCCAGAAUAGAACAAAAUAUUGGCGUAUUCGACUUUCAAUUAACAGACGAAGAGAAAAACGUUUUGAAAUCGUACGACCGAGACUAUAGGACUAUACCUCAACUUAAAUGGCUGGACCAUCCUUUCUAUCCGUUUAAAAAGAAUAAU